AUGAUCGGAGGUAGAUAUUCUGCAUCUAGACAGGGCUUAGAAAGACCUCCGCGUACAGCUGUAGUAAUUGAUGAUGAAGAUGAGUUAUACAAAGGCUUUAAUGAUAUUUCUCCUGCGUUGGAUACGCGGGGUCUUCGCGAAGAUGAAGCAUUUCAACAAACUUUAAGGACUGCUGCAUUUGGAAGACAAAUGCCUAGUCGAAUGGGUACUGGAAUGUUUCGCCUGGGCACGGUUAGUGUGCGCGGCGGGGCCUCGCGUGCAGGGACCGCCGCGCGCCCCGUCACCGCUGUGCGCGCGGCUGGGUACACCUCUACCCGCGACACUCCUAGCCGCGAGGACAAGAAGGAGGAAAGUAUUGAAGACAAAAUAAAACAAAUGGAAUUGAAAAUAAUGUCUUUAGUCGAAGAGUCAACAAUGCUGAGCGCGCAACUGGAAAGCUCUGAAGAAGAGACGGAUGGCAAGAGAGAACAAAAUCUAAGUCAAGCAUUAGCCAAAGCCCAAGAGGCGUCUACGUUGGAAAGACAGCUUAUACGUAUGCAAGAACAAUCCAAUUUAGGCGACUCUCAUAACUUGGAUCUUACAUUUGCGGUCCUUUGCAAUUUAGCUGAUCAGUACGCGCUUAACGAAAUGUAUACAGAGGCACUCAACACAUAUCAACUCCUUACGAGGAAUAAAGUUUUCCCACACGCCAAUAGAUUGAAGGUUAAUAUGGGUAAUAUAUAUUUCAAAAUGGGUGAGCAUCCAAAAGCGCUGAAACUUUAUAGAAUGGCGCUGGACCAAACGCCUACAGCAGAAAAAGAUUUACGCAUGAAAGUGAUGCAUAACAUUGGCUUAUUAUUAGUGCGCAUGGGAAAAUUCCGUGAUGCAGUAACCAAUUUUCAACACAUAAUGCAUGAACAGGGAGACUUUCAAACAGGUUUACAUUUGGUACUAUGUUCGGUGGCUUUAGAAGACGCUGAAGGUGGAAAAGCGGCUUUUCAUGCAAUGCUCGAUGUUGAACCACCUACCUACCAUCAUGAUAUUGCUAUUGACGAUGAAAACGACACAUAUGAGUGCGUCGUGCGCGACGUGGUGCGCGGGGACAGGCUGUCGCGCUGGUCGCGCGCCGCCGCCGCGCUGGCCGAGCGCUGCCUCGCGCUCGCCGCCGCCGCGCUCGCGCGCCCCGGCCGGCCGCCGCGGGACGACGACGGCAAUGGCGCUUCGUGGUGUGUAGAAGCCCUUCGUGGAUAUUCCGGCGGAGGUGCCGGGUCAAGGUUAGAACUAGGCAGUGCUUUAGCAGCAUUAAGAAGUGCUGCUGGAGCGGGAAACAAUGGCGGUGGAAACUCCUCGGGAGCUUUAGCAGCGGGAAUGAAAGCCCUGCAGCGCUUAAAAGCGGUAGCGCGCGCACAUCCAAACGAUCGCGUGCUGCGUGCUGAAGCUAACACUGACGCAGCAUUUGUUGCUUACGCGCUAGGAAAGUACUCUGAAGCGCGAUCUCUGAGUGAGGCGGCGACCCGGGACGAUCCAUACAGCUGCCCGGCGCGAGUGUGCGGCGCGCUGGCCGAGCGGGCCGCGGCGCCCGCUCCCGCGCCCGCCCACAGCGUGGCCGCGCGCCUGGUGGCCGCCACCCACUUGGAUCCCACUGACUUGAUAGCGAUGCACGAUUCUGCAUUGGCAUUAGAAGUAACAGGUGAGGAGGGCGGUGCGGAGGCGCGCUGGCAACGUAUACGCAACUCGAGCGGUGCGGGCGCGACGCUGCGCGCGCUGGCCGCCGCCGGGCUGGCGCGCGCCGCCCGCGCCGGCCCCGCCCGGGCAGCCGCCGCCGCAGACCACUGGUAUAGUAUCAUCGGGAACUGGGACGCCGGCGUGACAUGCGCCCUCGCGCAACUGCACAGCGACAUGGGCGACGCGCAGACCGCUAAACACUACUACCAAGAUGUGGAGGCGGCGUGGCCGUGCGAGGUGGGCGCGCUGCGCUGGCUGGCGCGCGACGCGGCGCCCGAGCUCGCGCUGCAGUACUACCGCCGCGCCGCGCGCCUGCAGCCUAACAAUCCGGAGUGGGGUCUGUUGCUGGGCGGCUGCCUGCGCGCCAGCGGCCGCUACCAAGACGCGCUCGCGCUCUACAAGAAGCUCAAUGCUCGCUUCCCAGAUAAUGUACAAUGUCUCAAACUAAUAGUCAAGCUGUGUGGUGACCAAGGGCUAUCGGAGACUAGCGCGUGGAGUCGGGAGUUGCAACGUGCUCAGGCACGACGCAAGCAGCUGGAGAGAGUGAGCGUCACGUCGGCGGGCAGUGGUUCUUCAGGAGCUAGUCCCUCACCAAUACAGAAUACUAUACGAGGUAUUUCCGCCAACGACGGUACACACCACACUCACAUAGAUCCAAAUGAACCGCCCACGUUUGAUGACAUGCAGCCGCUGAGACGUUCUAUCAGCGGGAUGGAACCUAAGAAGAAGAUUGUAGAAGAUUUCGAGGAUGACCUGCCACUGCCUCCAGAG
Messenger RNA from Brenthis ino (lesser marbled fritillary), 2475 nucleotides. NCBI's taxonomy places the organism in Eukaryota, Metazoa, Arthropoda, Insecta, Lepidoptera, Nymphalidae. The record is from the annotation of a GenBank genome assembly.